AAAGCAAGAAGACCCAAACGCUUUAACCAAAACCUUAAGCUAACUUCUUUCUCUUUCUGAAAUCCAAAAGCAUGUAAAAGAGAGACUCUCUCAACCAAUGUCCAUGUCCCGACCUUCCCUUGCCGCAUUGCCUUAAAACAAACACAACCCCACAUAGUGUUUGCACAUCUUUCUCACCACUUUCUCAUACCAUCUCUCCAUCUCUCCUAUUUUCAUUCAGUCUUUGCAUGCUUAGACCACCACAAAACACACACCAAACACACACAUCAUUGACAUACCUCGACUAAUUAAACAUACCCAUAUACACCUUUGCAUGUUUUCAAUCACACAACUCUGUCAUGAUCUCUUUAUGUCCAUGGUGUUCAAUCUCGUGUUCUCACAACUGGGUAUUAGCUUUUCCUGCAAAUUCUAACAGAGUUUUUUCGAUUAUUUUGGUUUGGAGUUAGUGGGGUUUCUGGGGUUUAAUACAAUUGGGUCAAUUGGGUCUUUGUGUGCUGAUGGGUCCAGUCAGAGGGUAUAAAAGGAGGAGGAAGAUGGAUAAGAAGGUUGACCCAAACGCUUCUGCUUCUGGGUCUUCUGAGGAUGGGUGUUUGGAUUGGUGGGAUGUGUUCUCCAAGAGGAUUUCUGGUCUUUCAUCUCCAUCAAAGGAUUUGGAUAAGUUUGAAUCUGUUUUCAGGAUAUCCAGAAAAACUUUCAACUACAUCUGUACACUUGUGAAGGAGCAUAUGAUGGCUAAGCAAGCAAACUUCAUGUUCAGUAAUGGCAAGCCAAUGUCUUUAAAUGAUCAAGUAGCUGUAUCUUUAAGAAGGCUAGGCUCUGGGGAUUCACUAAUAGCAGUUGCUGAAUCAUUUGGGACAAAUCACUCAACUGUCUCUCAAGUGACAUGGCGUUUUGUGGAGGCCAUGGAAGAACGGGGACUUCAUCACCUGCAAUGGCCUUCCACAGAACAAGAAAUGUCAGAAAUAAAAUCCAAGUUUGAGAACAUUCGAGGCCUUCCAAAUUGUUGUGGGGCAAUUGAUACCACUCACAUCAUGAUGUUGCUGCCUCAAUCUGAUCUGGCAGAUGUAUGGCUUGAUCGUCAGAAGAAUCAUAGCAUGGUCUUGCAGGCUGUCGUGGACGCUGAUAUGAGGUUCCGGGACAUUGUCACUGGAUGGCCAGGGAAAAUGAAUGAAUCUUUGGUUCUACAGAGCUCUAAUUUCUUUGAGCUCUGUGAGAAAGGAGAGAGGUUAAAUGGGAAUAAGAUGAAGCUCUCGGAAGGAACAGAACUAAGGGAAUAUAUAGUUGGGGAUUCAAGCUUUCCGUUGCUAUCUUGGCUCGUCACACCUUACCAAGGAAAAGAGCUUUCAGAAUCCAGAGCGGAGUUUAAUAGGCGGCAUUUUGCUACUCGGAUGGUGGCAAGGAGAGCAUUGGCAAGGUUGAAGGACAUGUGGAGGAUAAUUCAAGGAGAGAUGUGGAGACCUGACAAGCAUAGGUUGCCUAGGUUUAUCCUUGCGUGCUGCAUUCUUCAUAACAUUGUGAUUGACAUGGAAGAUGAAGUGUUGGAUGAGUUGCCUUUGUCUCACCACCAUGAUUCAGGCUACCGGCAAGAGAUCUGUGAAUCUACUGAUGAGACUGCUUCCAUUUUGAGAGAGCAGCUCUCUCUCUACUUGUCCGGAAGACUGCCACCUUGACUAUACUUCGCUUCAGCAUGGCUUUCUUAAUCUGUUGGUGCGAUAUAUAGUUAGAAGAGCUUGAGACAGGAUUCUGCCCAAAAGAAAUGUUUGAUGUAGGCUCAUUUUUUUUUUUUCUAGAUUUGUGCUUGUUGGUUUAGAAAACAUUGAAUUGCUUGAGGCCUGUUUUAAUAAUUGCUUGAGAGAUUUGAACCAAUCUAGUUUUAAUUCCUUUUUAAAGUCUCUAUUUUUGUUUGUGAAUUUCUUCAUUAUGGAGCUGUGCAGGAAGGUAAGAUUCCUUUUCUUCAACUCCCCAAAUUAUAUGCAGGUGAAGGCCAUAGUAGGGAAGCUGAAACCACUCCUCUCUCUCUGUACAUUUAUGUGUGUGUGUGUGUGUGUGUGUGUGUGGGUGUAUUUAUGAACAUUUUUAUAUAAUGCCCCUCCUAAAAUUUUCAACUGGUUAAAUUAUCUCCUUUUUUUUUUUUUU
Messenger RNA from Cornus florida, 2136 nucleotides. RefSeq names its product protein ALP1-like. The transcript has 2 exons. Lineage: Eukaryota; Viridiplantae; Streptophyta; Magnoliopsida; Cornales; Cornaceae. The record is from RefSeq and is a predicted model, not a curated record. The coding region runs from base 498 to 1670 and encodes 390 amino acids.